Messenger RNA from Aedes aegypti (yellow fever mosquito), 1780 nucleotides. RefSeq names its product mediator of RNA polymerase II transcription subunit 28 (gene MED28). The transcript is spliced from 4 exons. The record is from RefSeq and is a predicted model, not a curated record. Gene Ontology annotation, cellular component: mediator complex. NCBI's taxonomy places the organism in Eukaryota, Metazoa, Arthropoda, Insecta, Diptera, Culicidae. Bases 153 to 863 code for a protein of 236 amino acids.
ACUAAAGUACACCCUUUUUAACGUUUUGGACUUAAAGGAAGGAAAAUAAUGGAGCUGCUGUGUGUUUUCUAGCAUUUACAGUGAAAAUUCUACCGGAAUACUUGUAUUUUAGCAACAUAUUUCGGGUAGAAAUACCUCCAGUCGUAGGAAAAAUGGCAUCCUCUUCCAACGUCAACGGAAACCUUGUGGAUGAACUGGAGGAAGCCUUCCAGUCCUGCAUUCACGCCCUCACAAAGGAAGAAUCCGCCACCGGCGUCGAUAAGGAUGAAAUCAAACUGGAAGUUGAUCAAACGACGCUCAAAUUCAUCGAUCUGGCAAGGCAAAUGGAGGCAUUCUUCCUCCAGAAGCGAUUUUUGCUGUCUGCUCUGAAACCCGAUCUGCUGCUCAAGGAGGAAAACUUCGAUCUGAAGCAGGAAAUUGCCCGGAAGGAUGAAUUGAUUCGGAAGCACUACGAAAAGAUUGAGUCCUGGAAGAACUUGCUGUCGGAUCAGCAGAACUACAACAAACCCAUCCAAUCGCUGCCCCCGGAUAUGCGUGGGAAUUUGACCGGAGGGGUUCCUGGUGGCCCUGGAAUGAUGCCCGGCGGAAUAGGAAUGCCAAUGCAGAAUUCGAUGCAAGUUCAACAAAUGCAAGCCCAACAGCAGCAGAUGCAAAUGCUCCAAGCCCAGCAAAUGCAGCAACAGAUGCAGUCAAUGCCCAUAGGAGCCAACCCACAGAUGUUUCCACAGCCUGGCGGAGGUCGCGGAGUUGGAGCGGGUGGCCCCGGUUUUCAGCAGAGUCCCAAUCUUCAAGGGCCGUUGGCUUAUCUGGAGAAGACGGCCAGCAAUAUAGACCUUGUAGGGAUGGGGGAUGGUCGAAGGUGACGCGGGCGGGGCAGGGGGCGAGGCAGAGGUCGCGGGCGAGGCCGAGGCCGCGGACGUGGAAACGCUCCCGAGUUUCAUAGCGGUGCGUUAUCUUGAAAGAGGAUCAUUAUCUAGCCACGUUUAGACGGCGUCAUUAGUUUAUAUUACAAUAUACAAGCAACAUUUACUCUCUCACACACACAUACUUAAAAAAGCAGCAUACAUUUUAAAUCCUUUUCCUGAUAUCUGCUGGAAAAAGUAAUUCAAAAUUCCUAACUUGUUUUGGCCUAUCUACAAAUCCUUCAAAAUUCAAAACGAAGAACACAUCCAAAAGAACCAAGCAUCCAAACGCAGGGACGAGAAAACACAGAACAGAAUCAAAUAGCAUCAGAAGAAAGAAGCUUGAAGAGCGAAAUCUUUUACCGAGACUAAUCCACCGAAUCGGUUGUGUGUGUUGUAAUGUAAGUCUAGUACCUUGUCCUGAUCAAUUUCAAAAAAAGAUAAUCAAACGUAACGCUGUGAGGCGAUCAGAACCCGAUUGAACAAAGAUAUUUUCCACAAUUUUUCCUAACAAAUUUACCAGAAGAUCCUUGAUCCGAACUUAAGGAAGUAAUGUUUGUGUAGACGGUCCCAAUUCCACUGAAGAAGCAGAAGAAGAAGGUGGUUGUAACUUGUUUUAGAGCGAGGUGAACUUACGUAAUUUGUAAGCAUAUUUUGGUUUUUUAAUAAUCGUUAGAGUGAAAGCUUUUCUUCGUUUUUCGUCUAUUAGUAAUGGCUUCUAUCUCACAAAAGUUUUAGGCCAAUUGUUCGCUUUUCCUGAAAUCAAUUCCUUGGACAGAUAUUUGCUUUGUCUAUGGCCAUGCUGCACGAGAGUACCAUAUUGUCAUUCUUGAAACCAUUAUUGAAUAAAUAAAGUAUAUACAUUAUAACCAGUAGAA